UCAUCGGACGCAACAAGGAAGCAUGUGGACAAAAUUCCCUUGAAAAAUCCUCCCUCUCUCCCAUUGAUGGGAUUCAUAGUUGUAUUCUUUUAGUUACAAACAAGGGUAUGACACAAGAGGAUUAACUUGUAGAAGUGGACAAAUGCCUUUGUCAAUGUAUUUUUUAAAAAAACAUUCUACUCAUGUGACUUCAAAGUCAACCUUCUUGUUUAAAUUGUGCAGUUGUCAAGAAGUCUGGAUUAUGAUGAGUCUGAGUCUGAGUCUGAUUAUUCUGAGUCUGUGUUUAAAGCACAAACAUGUUUUUCUUUCUAGUUGUGUGAUAUAGUAUAGCUAUACAUGGGUACCUUGUUUUAUGAUUUAGAAGAUUGUGUUCUUUUUGAUGUAAUAUGAUAUACAUAUGUAGCUCUAUUUUGUGAUAUAUUGAAACCCAACAAAACAGAGCACUCUGUGCUUGCUUUGUUGGAGUCUUUCUCACAUAUUUCUGUUUCUUGGAGUCUUUCUCUCUGUCCGUCUCUUCUCUGUUUGUGAAUACAUUGAACUACAAGGUUCAAGUUCAAACCUGUUGAAGCCUUAAGAAUGAAGAGCAAGUUCUUCUGUUUCCGACCUCUCGGCAUCGAAACAGAGUCAGAACCCAAUGGCCCAGAUUGUUUCGGUGAUCGGGCACUUACAUGCAUCACACUCCCAAACUACAAAGAUGCGAAGAUUUCCGUGUCUAAAUCCCCUGUUCUGGACUCUGAAAACUUGAAAUCUUCAAAGAUUUCAAUUAAAAGUGACUCAAGCCGAUUGUUUUCUCGGGUUCUCAAAGCUGUUCUGUUCGAAAUUUCAUUGAGAAAGAAAGCUGGGAAGAGAAAAGCUCCUCAACUCAUGUUGGGUUCAGAAAGCAGCGAUUCAAACCCAUCAAAAUCACCCGAAAACACCGACACCGAUCUUCGGAGAAUCAAAGGAAAAUCACCAACUACGUCUAAAAACUCGUCCGACAAGAAAUCGUCAUCCAAGACUCAGUCCAAUUCCUCGAAACAGAGAAAACAGAGGACUCGUGACUGCCCCGAAUUGAAAACCCAAAACAAUGUGACUAGUACUAGUACUAGUUCUAGUUCUAGUUCAAGUUCAAAUUCAGGGUUUUUAUUGAUUCUCAUUGCGCUCCUAACUACAGUCUUCUGCGGCCGGGUUUGCGCUAUACUGUUUACAUGUCUGUUUCUUUACUUUCUACCUCGCCGGAAUAUUUGCGAAAGGAGAUCAGAAAACACGACGGUGAUAUCGCCGAAGAAGGAAUCCGCGACGGCUGGAGAUGACAAAAAGAGAGUCAUAAUGGAAGGGCUGCUAGAAAGGAACCACCAGAGGCGUGGGCAUUAAAUUUUUUAGACGUGAAAUAGAAAUUUGUCUCGCAUGUUCGUACUUCUCUGUGUGUAAUUUAAAGCUUUGGACAGUCUUUUAUUUUAUUUUGUUUUUCAUAGUUUUGGGAGGAGAAUAUCGAAGAUAUUCUUCAAAUCAGACUUUGUGCAGUUUUAUUAGUUGAUUGAGUUUUGGGUA
This is a messenger RNA of Camellia sinensis, 1530 nucleotides long. RefSeq lists its product as uncharacterized. Lineage: Eukaryota; Viridiplantae; Streptophyta; Magnoliopsida; Ericales; Theaceae. The record is from RefSeq and is a predicted model, not a curated record.